UUUCACCAAUUAAAAUUAUAAACUUCUUAUAAUUUUGUAAUAGGCAUUUUUUGUGUGUUCAGUACCUAAUUUAAUUGAAGUUACGGCUGAUUUGACGAUUUAUCAUCCUAACGUAUCUUACAAGCAGGUUACUAACCUACUUGAUGUGUCUGUUCAGAUGAUAGAUCGCUGUAAACAACUGUCCGAUUUAAAUAAUACGAUACUUUCAAGCAAUAGGAAUAAUAAAUGAUGCAUGUUCAAGUAAGACACCCUUACGGGGGUGUACUACGUAAGUAUAUUAAUGCCAUGAAAGGAUGGCAAUAUCGUUGGUUUAUACUUGUAUAAGACUGUAGAAUGUCAUGUAAUAUAACACCUCACCAAGCUCGUUUACAAGCUCGUGUAAUAUAGUAACCAAAGUAUAGUACUUACGAUAGCGUUUAUACAUCAAUACAGGUGAUAUAUAUAAUAAUUAAUUAUUAUUAAUAAGGCGUUCAUUAUUAAAACGUAAAUGUUUCAGUAUAAUUAAUACGUUUAUAGUAUUCUGUAAAAAAAACAUUUUUUUCAAAUUUAUAUUUAUGUCAAUCUUAAAGCAAAAGGAAAAGGUCAAAGCUGCAAUUCUCUCACAGAAUAAAUGUCAAGGACACGAAAUUAGGUGAAGGUGCACAAGCAAGUGUUUUAACGUGCUUAGAGAACAGACUCGAUCAGUUUCAUUAUUGCGUGGCCCUCGUGAAGAUCAUAACAUUUACAUGUUAAAUAAUGAUAAAAAUUUAAAUGGGUGUAAUUAAUAGAAAAUCUCGGGAAAAGUAUGUCUGUUGCAUCUACUUCAGAACUUUUAACUGAAUCUGCAGGUGUUAAGAUUUAUAUGGCGGAAAACAGUGCGUCAAUCGAUACAGCCUUUACGGGGGAAAUUUGUAUAAUAUUGGAAAAUAUAAAAAAAACGAAAGCAAUUGGUAAAUCUUGCGGAUUUCAUUUAACAAAAUCAAAAUGGGAUCCUUAUCCGUGGAUAAGCCAUAUCGAAACCGGGAGUAUUGCCGAUCACGCUGGACUUAGAACUGGAGAUUGUUUAAUUAGUAUCGAUGGAAAGGAUUUAAUAGGAUUAAAAGUAAAACAAAUAGCGGCUUUAGUCCAUCAUUAUGAAGGAUGUGAUUUAAAAUUAUUUAUUUGGAGAUACAUUAACGAAGGAGAAAAAGAAACAGGAAUAGCUGUGAAAGGACCGUUGCCAGAAGUGGCCUGUAAACUUGCGAAUGCAGUAGCUGGAGUGACACGAGCUCUAGAAUGCCCAGUUUGUCUGGAAAGCUCACUGCCUCCAGUUUCUCAAUGUGUUCAUGGUCAUAUCAUUUGUGUUGGAUGUAGAUCGAAAACACAUCGUUGUCCGAUUUGUAGAGUUAGACUGGGUCAAGGAAGGUGUUUGCUUGCGGAUAAACUUCAUAAGUUAUUUCAGGACAUUUUUGACAUAAAAGGCAAUGUAAAUAACGAUGCAGAAUGUCACACGCGAAAUCUUCAAGAUCGGCUUUUUGGUAAAAACAAGAAGAAAGAACUAAAACAAACAGCAGAGAAACAUGAUUUUACAAAUACGAAAACACGUCAAUUAUUAUUAAGCAGAUUAUUUCGCGGUGGAUUGGAGAAAGCUGCUUCAGCGGAUAAUUUAACAAUAGUUUCCAGUGAAAAGCCAAAUGCAAAUACUGCACCUGUAGAUUUAAACCCUGAUGAACAUGCAAGUUUUUAUGAUCGAACGAAAUCUGCAAGUACUGGAGAAUUGUCAAAAGAGACUAUGAAAGAUGUUGACAGUCAUUUGCAAACUGAUGCAACUGUUACCUUAAUAUCAAUAUUGGAACAUUUGAGCGGAAUUCACGAACUACCACAAGUUCAUUUUUAUUCUAUUUGCGCUAAACUUCCAGUACCUCUUCCAUUUGGUUCAAAAGCUGUUUACAUAUUACACUAUGGUGAAGAUCUCUUUUUCUUUCAGUGUGAAGAUGAAAUUGUUUGGAUCAGUAGUACCAGAGGGGGAAAAAUACCAUGGGAAUGGACUUUAUAUGGUAAAGGGCAGAAUGGCACUGAGAUAAAAAUACGUAGAAGUGUUGCAAGUCUUAUAAAUCCCAUGAUGUUAACAUCCCAACACAUUGCCCCCUUACCAAAUGCUUUGUUAUUGUACACAUUGGACAUUCAACUAAUAGAAUGUCAUUCAAAUGAACAGUUUGAGAUAUAGAAUAUACAUAAAAACUAUUAAAAAUUAAAAAGUACAUUAUAUUUUAGUGUAAAAAAUAUAUAGUAUCACAAUAUUAAUAUAUGUAUAUAUAUAUAUAUAUAAGUAGUUAUUAUAUUACGAUGCAUUAUAGAAUCCACUAUAAAAGAGGAUAGUCAUCUAUUAAGAUUAACAUGCAGUAACAAAUGGAAUUAUUAAAAUAUACAUUAUUAACUUUGUAAAAUAUAUAAAUAGAUAGCACAUUAUAAAACCA
This is a messenger RNA of Bombus pyrosoma, 2435 nucleotides long. RefSeq lists its product as uncharacterized. Gene Ontology annotation, cellular component: cytoplasm. Gene Ontology annotation, molecular function: ubiquitin protein ligase activity; ubiquitin conjugating enzyme binding. Gene Ontology annotation, biological process: multicellular organism development; proteasome-mediated ubiquitin-dependent protein catabolic process. The transcript has 5 exons. Bases 785 to 2185 code for a protein of 466 amino acids. The record is from RefSeq and is a predicted model, not a curated record. NCBI's taxonomy places the organism in Eukaryota, Metazoa, Arthropoda, Insecta, Hymenoptera, Apidae.